This is a messenger RNA of Adineta steineri, 1383 nucleotides long. Lineage: Eukaryota; Metazoa; Rotifera; Eurotatoria; Adinetida; Adinetidae. The record is from the annotation of a GenBank genome assembly.
AUGCUUUGGUUAUUUCUUAUUCUUCCUGUAAUAAGUGUAACUAGUCGAACAAUUAUUACUGAUAAUCAUUCAUCAAAUGCAAUAUCAGAUCGUAUAAUUGAAUUAGUUACACAAGGUGCUUUUCGAGGUGUAACAUAUAAUCGUUUAGCUGCAUUAGCUGAUACAAUUGGUCCUCGUCUAUGUGGAAAUGAAUCAUUAUCAAAAGCUAUUGAUUGGGUACAAAGUGCAAUGAUUAAAGAAGGUUUAGAUAAUGUUCAUGUUGAAGAAGUUAAAAUACCUCAUUGGGUACGAGGUGAAGAACGUGCUCAUUUACUGCAACCACGUUUUACAAAAUUAUCAAUGCUUGGUUUAGGUAAUUCAAUUGGUACUGGACCAACAGGUAUUCGAGCACCUGUACUUGUUGUUCGAUCAUUUGAUGAAUUAAAUUUACGAUGUGCAGAAGCACGAAAUAAAAUUGUUGUUUUUAAUCCACAAUGUGAUUGGAAAGCGCAACCAUUAGCUUGUUAUGGUACAGUUGUUGGUUAUCGUGUUGGUGGAGCAUCAAGUGCAGCGAAAUGUGGAGCAGUAGCUUCUCUUAGUCGAUCAGCUGCAUCACGUUCAAUUGAUUCUCCUCAUACAGGUGUUAUGUCAUAUGAUUUAACAUAUCCAAAAAUUCCAGCUGGAUCACUUUCAGUUGAACAUGCAGAUAUGCUUGAUCGUUUUCAACAACGAAAUCAAUCUAUUGAAAUAUAUCUCUAUAUGGAAGCACAAACAUUACCUGAUGUUGUUGGUUAUAAUCUUGUAGCUGAAGUAAGAGGUGCAAGUUUACCUAAUGAAACUGUUCUUGUUAGUGGUCAUCUUGAUAGUUGGGAUGUUGGUCAAGGAGCAAUGGAUGAUGGUGGUGGUGCAAUGAUUUCUUGGACUGUUCUUUCUUUACUUCAUUCAUUAAACGUUCGUGCUAAACGAACAGUUCGUUGUGUUCUGUGGUCAUGUGAAGAAUUUGGUGGUAUUGGUGCUGAACAAUAUUUUACUGCACAUCAAUCUGAAGUACCAAAAAUGAGUCUUGUUAUGGAAUCUGAUCUUGGAGUAUUUCAUCCUCAAGGUCUUCAAUUUCUAGGAAGACCUCAAGCACAACAAAUUGUCGAAUCUAUAUCAAAACAAUUGUCAUCAAUUAAUGCAACACAAGUUGUAUCAGGUGGUGGUGGUGAAGAUAUUAGUCCAUGGACGCAACGUGGAGUACCUGGUGCAUCACUUCUUAAUGAUAACUGGGAUUAUUUUGCAUAUCAUCAUUCAAAUGGUGAUACAAUGAAUGUACUUAAUUCAACUGAUGUUGAUUUAGCAGCUGCUGUUUGGGCUGUUUAUGCUUUUUCUAUUGCUGAUCUUGAUAAUCUUUUACCACGAUAG